Molecule: messenger RNA, 2041 nt
Organism: Hibiscus syriacus
Lineage: Eukaryota; Viridiplantae; Streptophyta; Magnoliopsida; Malvales; Malvaceae
Product: pentatricopeptide repeat-containing protein At5g48910-like
Exons: 1
Coding region: 107-1957 (616 amino acids)
Biological process (GO): RNA modification
Molecular function (GO): zinc ion binding; RNA binding; protein binding
Source: RefSeq, a predicted model, not a curated record
AUCUCUUUGGAUUAAAGGAAGCGAAAAUUUUACCAAUCAUUCUAAAACAACGAACUUGGGUGGCUAAAUCUAAACAAUCCUUGUCUUGAGCCAAUUGGAGAAAGAAAUGAAAAUCACCAUGUCUUCUUCGCUUCAUUCUCUCCCUUCACCAGCUCAAACCCUUGUCUCCAACUUCAAUUCUCCAUUAGAGCUGAAGCAAGCUCAUGCCCAUCUCAUUAAAACCAACUCUCCUCUCUCUCUCAUCCCUCCCUCUCGAGUCGCUUCCGUUUGUGCUUUAUCUCUCGCUGAUGUCUCUUACGCCCAUCGACUUCUCACCCAUUUCCCUCAACCCCAAAUCGUUGUUUGGAACUCUUGCUUAAAAACUUUAGCUGAAAGUGACUCCCCUUUUGAUGCUAUCGUUUUGUUUUGUCGUUUACGUGACCUCGAUGUUGUUCCCGAUAGUUUCACCUGCGCUUUCGUUCUCAAAGCUUGCACGGCUUUGUUGGAUGAUAAAAAUGGUAAGAUCGUUCAUGGGGUUAUCGAGAAACUUGGGUUUCAUUGGAACUUGGUUUUACAAAAUAUGAUUUUGAACUUGUAUGGAUUGUGCGGAGAAAUGAGUACUGCUCGGUUGGUGUUCGAUAAAAUGCCCCAACGAGAUGUUGUCAGUUGGAAUGUUAUGAUUACCCAUUUAGUGAAAAGCGGAGAUUUCGAGGGUGCUUACAGGUUAUUUUCCUGUAUGCCAGAGAGAAAUGUGAGGUCGUGGACAAUGAUGAUUUCCUCGUGUGUUCACAACGGGAAGCCCAGGGAAGGGGUUGAAUUGUUUAUGGAGAUGGAGAAGAUUGGAGUGCAGGCUAAUGAGAUCACUGUAGUGGCUGUUCUUUCAGCUUGUGCUGAUUUGGGUGCACUUGACUUGGGAAAGAGAGUCCAUGAAUACUCCAAAAGAAGUGGAUUUGGAAGGAAUGUUAGAGUUUUGAAUACUUUGAUUGAUAUGUAUGUGAAAUGUGGUUGCUUGGAGGAAGCUAGAACAGUUUUCGAGGAGAUGGAGGAACGAACAGUAGUGUCAUGGUCGGCUAUGAUACAAGGGCUUGCAAUCCAUGGACAAGCUCAGGAAGCUCUAAGGGUUUUCUCAAUGAUGAUUGAAACGGGGAUGAUGCCUAAUGGGGUGACCUUUAUUGGACUCUUGCAUGCAUGUAGUCACAUGGGGCUGGUUGAUGAAGGUCGUCGGUUCUUUUCCGGCAUGACUAGAGACUACGGUAUUAUACCCGAGAUUGAACAUUAUGGCUGCAUGGUUGAUCUUUAUAGCCGAGCAGGGCUUCUUCAAGAAGCCCACGAGUUCAUAAUGAAUAUGCCUCUAAAACCGAAUGGAGUUGUAUGGGGAGCUCUCCUUGGUGGAUGCAAGGUUCAUAAAAACAUUGAACUAGCUGAGGAAGCUACUAGACAUCUUGCUCGACUCGAUCCUCUUAAUGAUGGAUACUACAUUGUUUUAUCUAAUAUCUAUGCUGAAGCUGAAAGGUGGGAAGAUGCAGUAAGAGUAAGGAAGCUAAUGAAAAACCGUGGCGUGAAGAAGACGCCAGGGUGUAGUUCGAUCAUGGUCGAUGGAGUCAUUCAUGAAUUUGUUGCUGGGGAUGAUUCACAUUCUCAAGCUAUUGAAAUAUUUGAUAUGUGGGAAAAACUAGUGGAUCACAUGAGGCAAAGAGGAUAUAAACCGGACACAUCGGUUGUUCUAUUGGAUGUAGAAGAGAAAGAGAAGGAGAAGUUUCUAUAUCGCCAUAGCGAAAAAUUAGCACUCUGUUUUGGACUGAUAAACACACCUCCUGGAUCACUGAUUAGGAUAAUGAAGAACCUCCGAGUUUGUGAAGACUGUCAUGCAGCUUUCAAAUUGAUAUCAUCAAUUGUUAAUAGGGAAAUUGUUGUUCGUGACCGGAAUCGUUUCCAUUGUUUCAAAGACGGUGCUUGCUCUUGCCAGGGUUACUGGUAAGCAGUUCAAAAACAUUAUUAUGAACUAUGUAGCCUGCAAUAACUUUUUACAAAAUUGAUAUAUGUAUAAAAGAAAGAAUUUCGG